AUGUCCAACCUGGACCUUUCCCGCGGAGAACUACCUCAUGGAGCUAGAGGAAGCGUCUUCAUGGUGCCAUUUUCGGAUUUCGAAAGCUUUGAGUCCACCAGUGGCUUUGAAAGCUCCGAUUCAGAGUUCUUCCAAGACUCAGUAACUAAAAGGCGCCGUCAUGCUGUAUAUUACCACCGGCCCCCGGUUUGGUACCCUGCGCAUCAGACAGGAAGUCCGUCGAGUGCAUCUGGAGGCUGCAGCAGCGGUUGCUCAGGGCAAAUGUGCGGUGAAUGUGUGGCCGCUCAUGCUGGCAAUAUGCAAGAAGACACAUACUCCUGCAUAGUGGAUUGCUGUGAUGCCACGGCCGCCUUAGCAAUGACCCUGGCUGGUACGGAGACCGAAGCUUCGUCGCAGUCUGACCAACAGACCGGUCUGCCUUCGAAGACGUACCGUAGCUUGGGUUCGGCCGAUAAGCACACUUCGUCUGAUCGGAGAGUCCCCUCGGAGAAACCCCGUCCGAGUCGAGUGCUAUUGCAGAGUUCUGUCCGUCAGAAAGGAAUGGGAUUGUACACAGGCCUACAAUCCUACAAGGACACACGACUAGGACUGGGUGAGAAGUGGGAGAUACACGAAGGGUCCUUGGUCAUCUGCCUUGAUCCUGUGUACACCAUUUUAGAUCAUGAUAAGCCACGUCUGGACGAGUUUGAACUUGUAAGUGGGGAUAUCUUUGUUAUCUGCCGCCUCUAUGCCGAUUUGUGGGCUCUCUGUGCCAAAGCCUCGUCAGUACGGCCUGAGAGCGGUCCCAUCUCGCCCAUGAGACUUGCUUUCAUACCCCUCUGUGCGGUGACGCUAGCAGCAAACUUCAGCGCAUUCACCUCAAGGUGUACCGGCUAUACAGGCUGUGAGCCUGAUGAGCUUAGGUAUCCUGGUAAUGGGUUACCAGUUAUGCCGCCCCCACGGUCUUAUAGUCUCAGCGAUAGCAAGCAGGUGUACCGCGGGAAUCGACGUCACAUUGCAUUUCCGGAAGUGGUAUAUGAUACCUUCAACCGAGUAUCUUUGGAUUGCAUGGAUGUUGAAUUUGUACCGACAGACCCUCUUCCUCUGGAGACAGUAUUUUCCAACCUGACUGACCGAGGAAGCCGGCGACUACAUCGUCUAGGCAAUCGCAUGUCACUCCAAAAGCUUUGGAACGGCCCCAAACCACUUGCAAUAAGGGAUACCGAGAAUCGAUCAUUUCUUUCCACUCGUCGAAAACAAAGCGAGCGUAAUUCACACGAGGAACAGCGAAGCUUCUCUAGAACUCAGAGACUGAGAAACCUCGUCCGAGUUGUCCGAUAG
Aspergillus heteromorphus CBS 117.55 is the source of this 1320-nucleotide messenger RNA. RefSeq lists its product as uncharacterized. The transcript has 3 exons. The record is from RefSeq and is a predicted model, not a curated record. Bases 1 to 1320 code for a protein of 439 amino acids. NCBI's taxonomy places the organism in Eukaryota, Fungi, Ascomycota, Eurotiomycetes, Eurotiales, Aspergillaceae.